Bemisia tabaci is the source of this 1195-nucleotide messenger RNA. The record is from RefSeq and is a predicted model, not a curated record. NCBI's taxonomy places the organism in Eukaryota, Metazoa, Arthropoda, Insecta, Hemiptera, Aleyrodidae.
UGAAUCACAGAGAGGGUGUUCGGCGCAACCAUUUGGGCCAAAGAAUCAUUGGUAUUUGACUUGGGUAACCAAUGCAUUAUGUGUUGUUUUACUGUACCUAGUACUCUACUUUUUGCUGAAAAACGAGAUGCUACCAGGGGGUCAACUGCUUUCCUUGCUGGCUGUCAUUUUGUGCGCCUAUUUUGUUGGACAGGUGGUUAAACUCAUGCACCUUCCACCUCUAUUAGGAAUGCUUGUGACAGGCAUCAUCUUCAGAAAUACAGGUCUCUUCCACGCAGAUGGGGUUUAUCGAGAAGCAGUCUUAGUACUAAGGGAUGUUGCGCUUACAACAAUUCUAAUUAAAGCUGGUUUGGGUCUAGACCCAAAAGCUAUGAGGAAGUUAAGUAUGGUAGUGCUGGGUCUGUCUUUUGUCCCGUGUUUGGUUGAGGCAGCUGGAGUGGCGAUCUUCGCAUUUGUCAUUUUAGGAUUUCCCUGGGUGUGGGGAUUCUCGCUUGGAUUUGUACUGAGCGCAGUGAGUCCUGCCGUUGUAGUGCCGACGCUUCUGAAGCUUCAAAACGAGGGCUACGGCGAGUCCAAAGGAAUUGCGACAAUGGUCAUCGCCGCGUCAAGUCUUGAUGACGUUGUUGCCAUUUCGGCUUUUGGCCUUUGCCUCAGCUUGGUUCUGGAUGAGAAAGAUUCUAAUCUGGUUUUGAAGUUCAUCAAAGGCCCAGCCGAGGCUAUAGGAGGCUUAAUUAUAGGAACAUUGUGGGGCAUUUUGGUGGGAUAUCUUCCUCAUCAGAAAGAGCAAAUUCUCACCGUGCGGCGGGCUUUUUUGGUUGGCGCAGGAGGAUUGACUGCAGUUCUUGGAGCUCACCAUCUAGGAUAUCCAGGAGCUGGUCCACUGGUCAGCAUCACUGCCGCAUUUGUAGCCUGCAUUUGUUGGAAAAAUCAAGGAUACAGUGUUGAAUAUAAUCCUGUUGAAACUGUCUUCUCGGGGAUUUGGAAAAUUCUGCAGCCCACACUGUUCGGAUUAACGGGUGCAGAGAUUGACUUCAAUCAAAUACACGGUGCGACUAUACUGGAAGGCAUAGGCGUUCUUGCAGGCGGAUUAUUGUUCCGAGUUGUUGGCUGCUGUCUCGUACUAAUAUCGACAAAGCUGAAUUUUAAAGAAGUUGUUUUUGUGAAUAUUGCCUGGCUACCUAAAGCUACAGUACAA